GAUCUCGAAUUCUCGACUGUCACCACCUUCACUCUUCAUCUUGAUUCUCCGCUUACACAGUAUUCCCGUUGCCCCUCACCCGCCCGCCAACUGAUUCCGCCGAAGGCCUAUUCUCAGUCCACUACUCUUGGAUACGACGACACGAUUGGUUAUUGGGACAAUUGAGAGAGCCUCGCUUGGGUGGUUGUAACAACCCGCCUGCCUGGCUAUCCACCGAUGAUCUAAACGACGCCGUCAGACUGCGGCAAUCGCGAUGCUGAGCACUCAAUCGAUGCGAGCCAGCCUCCAGGUGGCUCCCCUAUCAUUUGCGAAGGUUCACACCGAAUCGACUGGAGAUGGAUCAGCAACAACCGACCCGGACACGAACCCUUACUCGCAGUCACACAUGACGCCUCCGGCAACUCCCAAUGGCUCGCAGGAAGAUCUCUCACCACAAUACCUGGCACCUCCAGUCUUUCACAACUUUCUGCGAGCCUUCUAUCCUUUCAACCCUAGCUAUGCCAUGUCCGACACGAGCGUAACGCUCCCGCUCAAUGAAGGAGACGUUAUUCUGGUACACUCCAUCCACACCAACGGCUGGGCCGACGGAACUUUGCUCGUUUCCGGUGCCCGAGGAUGGCUCCCCACCAACUACUGCGAAGCUUACGAGCCCGACGACAUGUGCAGUCUACUCAAAGCUCUAUUGAACUUCUGGGACUUGCUGCGGAGUACCACUGUCAAUGACAGAGAAAUCUUUGGCAAUCAAGAGUUCAUGAAGGGCAUCAUCGCCGGCGUGCGGUUCCUAUUGGAACGCACGAACUGCUUAAACCGGGAAUCCCCGUUCAUUCAGCGAAACGAAACCCUCCGCAAGUGCCGCAAGUCGUUGCUCUCGGAACUGUCAUCGCUGGUCAAGUCGGCCAAGCGGCUACAAGAAUCACAACGGCCAGUACUAACUCCCGUGGAAGACGUCAAUGAUAUCGUCGACGAGAUGAUCCUCAAGGCGUUCCGGAUCGUAACGAAGGGCGUUCGGUUCUACGACGUGCUGGACGAAGACCGCCGGGCCCGCGCGCCAGCCUCGGUCACCGUCAUGGCUACAGUGCUCGAGGAGUCCUACGUGCCCCCAACGCCGCCGGCAGACCAGGGAACGUUUGACGAUCAAGCCCCACGCUCAGUAAACGACACAGACUCUCAAGCGGCGACGAGUGUAGCAACCUCAGAGUCCAGUGAGAGCACUCAGACGACAAUGGCUAUUUUCAACAGGAGGCUGUCCUCCUUGGGCUUGCCUACAGGCCCAAGCUCCCACCGGCUGUCUCAGGCCAGCUUGGUCCAAGCUCACCGCUUGUCCGCAUCCAUCUCCCACAGAGUUUCGCUAGCUGGCCCUUCACCUCUAUCGCGUGCCCAUCACCUCGUCUCGGAGCGCCUGAACCGAACUCACGAUACCUUCCUCUCGCAUCUCGGCUCCUUCAUCGGCCGCCUGCAUCUCCAGUCGCAGUCUCGCCCCGAACUGGCCUCCGCUAUUAAGCAAUCCGCCCUCUCUGGCGGAGAGCUCCUGGCUGUGGUCGACGGCGUCUAUGAGCACAUCAACUCGAGCUCCGAAGUCCUGGCGCUGGCGCGUGCGACCAUGUUUGAACGUAUCCAGGACCUCGUCUUCUCCGCUCGCGACACCCUUGCCAAUGCCGAGUCUGAAGAGGCCGAUGUGAUCAUGCCCCAGGACAACAGCAUCCUCCUGAACUCGGCCACUGGCUGUGUCAGGGCCGCUGGUGACUGUGUCGCCAAGGCCAAGGUCGCCAUUGAGCGUAUCGGUGACUUCGAGUUCGAAUUAGAGAGCAGCAGCCUCGGUAUCGACCUCAGCAUCCUCGAUAUCGCACCGGAGGAGAGGGCUAGGACUCCCGUUUCUGAGCCUUCCAGCAACCCCAGCGUUGUCGAGGAGUCACACCGAAGCUCUUCUGGCUCAUCUACCGUCGCUCCCGCCGCUCCUCGACGAUUGACGCUCACUGGCGUCGACAAGCCUCUUCCCGAAGUUCCUCAGGACGCCACCACCCCGACUGAGGAACAGACACCCCAGAACCCUUCUCCCGCCUCGUCCCGACCCUCGUCAGCGAAUGGCGACGGCCUUUCCAGCAUGGCCUCCUCCAUCUCCUCGCUCCGACCCUCGCUUCCUCCUCUACCUAAGCUAUCUACCACCCUCCUUCCCAGCGAGGACUACAGCCCUGUCGACAACCACGACAGCGAUUUCGCCUCCACUUCCCGAUUCGAUAGCAUGGUUGCCUCCAGCGCUGGCAGUAGCGCCACAUAUCUUAGCCGGGACUCCGAGUCCAGCAUCCUUUCUCAGUCCUCCACUCGGGCUACUACCCCCGAUCACACCAUGGCCCCCAGGAAUCAGCCUUCAAUGUCCGAGCUGAGCACUACUGACAGCUCUUCCCACGCCGAGGAAGUUGACGAAGUUGAGUCCAGGCUCAUGGAGAAGACGUUUGCUCACGAGCUCAUGUUCAACAAGGAAGGUCUGGUGACUGGUGGUUCCAUUCAGGCAUUGGUCGAGCGCCUCACCACCCACGAGUCCACCCCCGACGCCAUGUUCGUCUCAACCUUCUAUCUGACCUUCCGACUUUUCUGCACCCCAGUGCGCUUGGCUGAGGCUCUCAUCGAGCGCUUCGACUACGUUAGCGAGUCUCCUCACAUGACCGGACCCGUGCGAUUGAGAGUAUACAAUGCAUUCAAAGGAUGGCUGGAAUCUCACUGGAGGGACGAGACCGAUCGCGAUGCCCUCGACCUUAUCAUGCCAUUUUCCGAAAUCAAGCUUGCCUCUGUCCUCCCUUCAGCUGGCCGACGACUCUUGGAGCUUGCUCAGCGAGUUUCUGGAGACGGCUCCCUGGUCCCCCGUCUCGUGUCUUCUAUGGGCAAGACUAGUACCUCAAUUGCUCAAUAUGUCCCCGCCGACACUCCCCUUCCUCAGCUGGCUGUCUCUAACCGCCAGAUCAACUUGCUCGCCUCAUUCAAGAGCGGGACUAGCGCCCCAACCAUUCUUGACUUCGACCCUGUGGAGCUCGCCCGCCAGUUGACUAUUAAGCAGAUGAACAUCUUCUGCUCGAUCCUCCCCGAGGAGCUCCUGGGUUCUCAGUGGAUGAAAAAGGGUGGCGUUUCCGCUCCCAACGUAAAGGCUAUGUCGUCCUUGUCCACUGAUCUCUCCAACCUCGUGGCCGAGACCAUCCUCGAACACCCCGAGAUCAAGAAGCGCGCUGCCGUCAUCAAGCAGUGGAUCAAGAUCGCCCACCAGUGCCUCGAGCUUCACAACUACGAUGGCCUAAUGGCUAUCAUCUGCAGCUUGAACAGCAGCACUAUCAGCCGGCUCCGCAAGACUUGGGACGCCGUGUCUGCCAGGCGUAAGGAGAUGCUCCGAACCCUCCAGGCUCUCGUGGAGCCUUCCCAGAACAACAAGGUCCUCCGCACCCGCCUCCAUGACCACGUUCCUCCUUGCCUGCCUUUCCUUGGCAUGUACCUCACCGACUUGACCUUUGUCGACAUUGGAAACCCCGCCACGAAGCAAAUGGCCCUCGGCAAUGAGUCUGAGGAGGAUGGCUCCAAUGGCAUCACUGUCAUCAACUUUGACAAGCACACGCGCACAGCCAAGAUCAUUGGCGAGCUCCAGCGCUUCCAGAUUCCCUACCGUCUGACUGAGAUUCCUGAUAUGCAGGACUGGAUGACGGAGCAGAUCAGGCGAGUCCGAGAGGGCGACCAGGGCAAUGUCCAGGUCACCUACUACCGCAAGAGUCUUCUCCUUGAGCCCCGAGAGACAGCUCUCCGUAUCCCUACUGAGCCCCAACCCACUUCCCUCGGUGCUAUUUCGAAUGCGAGCCGCACCGACCUCUUUGGCUGGAUGUCCCGAGAUCGAAGCAACCCAACACCUACACCUACACCAGCGCAAGUGUAGACACCACUUGCCACUGAAUUACCCGACUUCGGGUCAACAAAAUCAUUUCACCACGCGCGCACAUAUUACCACAAUCAGUAACUACAUUCAUCUUUGAUACCCCGAUUUUUUUUCACGGUCUUCAUCAGCAGAUGGGAAAACAUCGACACGUCCCUUAUGACUACUAUAUACAUCAACACAACGGCGUUAUUCAUAUACUGGGAUUAUUUUGGCU
This is a messenger RNA of Ilyonectria robusta, 4121 nucleotides long. RefSeq names its product ras guanine nucleotide exchange factor domain-containing protein. Gene Ontology annotation, biological process: Ras protein signal transduction; positive regulation of GTPase activity. The coding region runs from base 254 to 3907 and encodes 1217 amino acids. Lineage: Eukaryota; Fungi; Ascomycota; Sordariomycetes; Hypocreales; Nectriaceae. Gene Ontology annotation, molecular function: guanyl-nucleotide exchange factor activity; protein binding. The transcript is spliced from 2 exons. The record is from RefSeq and is a predicted model, not a curated record. Gene Ontology annotation, cellular component: plasma membrane.